Molecule: messenger RNA, 1889 nt
Organism: Acanthoscelides obtectus
Lineage: Eukaryota; Metazoa; Arthropoda; Insecta; Coleoptera; Chrysomelidae
Source: the annotation of a GenBank genome assembly
CAACCAUCAACAAUACAGUGUCAUUGUGAUUGGCCAUGUUAACACCGUGGCUAGCCAAUCGCCUAGAUAAGUCAUAGCACACAGUGUUAACGUGUAGAGGGAGGCAUUUAUGUACAGACUUACAACUUCCUUGAUAAGCCAUCCAAGUUAUGGAAUAAUUAAUGUAAAUGUGGGAAACGUAAAGUUGGCUAUUGUGAAACGUCAAGUCUUGUUAUAAAGCGUGGCAUAAAAAGGUGUUUUGAAAGAACUACUUUCCAGAAGCGGUUAUACCGCAUAUGAGAAGUGGACUAGCACAACCAAACCAACACAGCAGUAAUAUUCACUACACUCAUAUUUACUGAGAUUUGUGAGAAACCUUCCUUCUUGUUAUUGCACCGAUAACCGGUUAACCGUACAUUGUGAUAUAACCGCUUAACACUGUUUAAUUUAGAAAGACCGGUUAUUCAGUUAACCUGUUAUUUUUCUCCAUCCCUAACGAUGUCACGAUGACAUAGACAUACGUCAGACGUCGCUUGUUUUACCGCCAGCCACUUGACUCGUCUCUCUUUCCAGCAGGCCGUUUUUCUCAACAUUCCAAAGUAGUUGUUUUAUAUUUUCAAGUAAAACAUCUCUUGUAAUUGUCUUUAUAUCCAGUGUGCCAGUUUCAGAGGAGAUGGCGGACGUCGUCGUUAACACCGAAACGCAGAACUCGAGCGAGCUGCUCGGCCAGGGCAUCCGAGCGUACGUCCUCCAGGACUACAACGCUGCGGUGACGGCGCUCAGCAAAGCUAGCGAAUUGAUGACCGCCGAAUUGGGCACGGAUCUGCACGACUCGCUGGGCGAAGUCUACCUCUACUACGGAAAAGCGCUGCUUGGACUGUCCAGGGAGGAAAAUGAAGCGCUAGGUGAUGCUGUUCCGAAAGGUCAAGAAGAAUCAGAUGAUGAUGAAGAAGAAGAGGCUGAAGAAACUGAUGAAAAACAGAAGGAGCAGAAUGGAGAGACAGAGAAGAGUGAGAAAGACAAAGUGAAAGAUCAAGAAUCGAAGGAGGAUAAGACUGAAGAGAAAGCGGCACCCAGUGGCGGCACAGCUACGGAAGGUGCCUCAACAUCGAAUGGAGCUCCUGCAACAACCGAAGACGCCGAAAACGAGGAUGACGAACCGACCGAUCUGCAGGUAGCUUGGGAGGUGCUCGAGCUAGCCAAGAAAGUCUUCGAAAAGCAAGGCGACGCGGGCAGAAAGAACCUCGCCGACACUCUGAUCGUACUAGGCGAAAUCGCGUUGGAAAGCGAGAAUUUCCCGUCGGCCAUCAACGACAUAAAAGCGGGACUAGCGAUACAAAAAACUCUCUUCAGCAAAGAAAGCAGAGUCAUAGCCGAGUCUUUGUUCAAACUGGGAGUCGCGUACUCGACCAACUCUGAGAUGGACGAGGCAAUCGCCAGCUUUGCCGACUCGCUGAAGUAUCUCAGGACCAGAGUGGAACAUUUGGAAAAGAUGGAGGACAAAAAGGACGAGGUGGACGAUGAAAUCAAAGAAAUCAGGAAUCUGAUACCGGAGGUGGAAGAAAAAAUCGCUGAUAUCAAGAGCUACAAGGAAGAGGCCGUGAAAAAGAUUCUAGCAACAGUAACCGAACAGAAAAAAUCGAGUGAAGGCUCUUCUUCUGAAGCUGGCACUUCAAAGCAACCUGCCAAUGACAUAUCGCAUCUUGUUAAAAAGAAAAGAAAAUUAGACGAAGUCAAUGAGAAAGAGGAAACUGAAACCAGUGCUGCCAAGAAACCCGCUGUCUGAUCAUUAUCAAUAUUUUGAUGUAUUAUUUAUUGAACGAGCUUUAUAGUUUACCUGUACAUUUUUUUUUAGUCUCUAUGCUCCGAUUUUAGUUUUUACUUAAAUAAAUUACUGGUAUUCUUUCGUA